Molecule: messenger RNA, 192 nt
Organism: Prunus armeniaca (apricot)
Lineage: Eukaryota; Viridiplantae; Streptophyta; Magnoliopsida; Rosales; Rosaceae
Source: the annotation of a GenBank genome assembly
AUGGAACCAAACUCUAAUUUGAACUUAAUGGGAACAAGAUUGUUGGUCCUGUCGCGAAUCUCACGGCCUGGUGCUCCGGGCCGAGGGUAUAUGCGUCAACACGUGACGUCUUUCUUUUGGAUGCGGUGCGGUUGUGCGCGGGCGUGCAAGCACAGUCUACCGUGCGUCGAGAUGAUGAUGAGGUUCUGGUAA